GUGAGAGACGGACGGUAGAGAUGAUGUGGGUUGCGACUGGUGGCCCUUUUUCCUUGCCGCCAUCGCACGGGCAUUCUCGGAAUUAGCGACGACCCUCGUGGGGGUUACUGGAGCUGUCGCCUUAAUACCAAAUUGGCCCGUCGCCCCAGCGCGAACGCAGCUCCCUCUGCGGAGACGGAGAGGUCUACGUGACGUGGACGCGUGCACGGGGAACGGCGGCUCCGGAGAGCGGUGGAGGAGGAGACGUCCGUGUACGGGGCGGGGUGGAGAUGACGAGGCGAUGUUCGCACUGUAGCAACAACGGGCACAACUCGCGGACGUGCCCGGCGCGGGGAGGGGGCGUGCGCCUCUUUGGGGUGCGGCUGAUGGAAGGGACGGGGACCAUGAAGAAGAGUGCCAGCAUGGGGUGCCUCUCCUCUUCCUCGGCGUCCGCCGUGUUGUCCUCCCUCUCCGGCGCUAGCGCCGGCGCCGCCUCGCCGUCCGGCGGUGCGCUUGGUGACCACCACUGCAGCACCGUCGCCGCCCCCGCCUCCGGUUACGCUUCCGAUGACCCAGCCCGUGCGUCCUGUUCUUCCAAUUGCCGCAGCGAGCGCAAGAAAGGGGUCCCUUGGACCGAAAAUGAGCAUCGGAUGUUCUUGAUGGGCCUUCAGAAACUGGGGAAAGGUGACUGGCGUGGAAUAGCUCGAAAUUUUGUUGUGUCUAGGACCCCAACACAAGUUGCAAGCCAUGCACAGAAAUAUUUCAUCCGACGGAGUAAUGCCUCAAGAAGGAAGAGGCAUUCUAGUUUGUUCGACAUUGUACCUGAAAUGCCAAUCGACGAGGCUCCUAACCAUGAAGAGCAGUUGUUGCCGCAUUCUCCUAAUGAACUGGAGAGCACCAGUCGGUCGCCAACUUUGCAUCUUGGUCUACAAGGACCUGAGCCUGCUGAACCCUCGACAACCAUGCAUGCUGCGCAACUCAUAGAAAGCAUUCCACGAAUACAUAACAAUCAUCCAGUAUCAAUGCUGCUACCGGCAUUUUACCGAACCUUCAUACCUGUUCCUGGACCUUUCUGGCCGUCGAAUCAGAUCACCACUGCCAAAGAGGAAAUGAUGAGGGAAACCCACAAGAUCGUAAUGCCUACUCCUGUUGUCCCAAAGGAGCCUGUGAAUGCGGAUGAGGUCGUCAGUAUGUCGAAGCUCAGCAUUGGUGAGGGCCUCCCACAUCACAUGGAUCCAUCUGCUCUCUCCCUCAGACCGAGCGGAACCUCCUCUAGUUCGAGGCAGUCUGCCUUCCACAUCGACUCUUCCAUUGCUGUGCCUGAUCUGAACCAAACUAACAGCAGUCCUAUCCAUGCAGUCUGAGGCAAGACACAAGUGGUGCAUGAGUUUGUUCUCUUUGCUCUCUGACAACAUAACUCCUGUUCUAAUAUCUGCAUCAGCCUCUAGCAUACCCAAUUCUCAUCCAAGUUGUUGUGCUUCUUUUGUUAAUAUUUGAACUCAAAUUCUUACUGAAUAAGGGUAUCCAGGAAAGCUGUUAUUUGUAUGCUAGUUUCAGUUCUUGUCGAAGGGACAUACUUUUGAACAUAGGGAAGUGAUAUAUCAUGCAAGCUUUGGGGUCAACUGAUUGUGGUCAUUAUUCUUACGGUUUUAGAAUGCACCAUUGUGGAAGAUGAGCAUUAUA
Molecule: messenger RNA, 1662 nt
Organism: Musa acuminata AAA Group (dessert banana)
Lineage: Eukaryota; Viridiplantae; Streptophyta; Magnoliopsida; Zingiberales; Musaceae
Product: transcription factor MYBS3-like
Exons: 3
Coding region: 270-1343 (357 amino acids)
Biological process (GO): response to gibberellin; response to ethylene
Molecular function (GO): DNA binding
Source: RefSeq, a predicted model, not a curated record